Molecule: messenger RNA, 2581 nt
Organism: Notechis scutatus (mainland tiger snake)
Lineage: Eukaryota; Metazoa; Chordata; Lepidosauria; Squamata; Elapidae
Gene: PDK4
Product: pyruvate dehydrogenase kinase 4
Biological process (GO): regulation of glucose metabolic process; protein phosphorylation
Cellular component (GO): mitochondrion
Molecular function (GO): pyruvate dehydrogenase (acetyl-transferring) kinase activity
Source: RefSeq, a predicted model, not a curated record
AUCUUGUUCACAGCUGCGAUGAAGGCUGCGCGGAUUGUCCUGAGAAACGCGGCUCCUUUGGCUGCUGGUAGUACUAAUGGUGGUGCUAGUGCUAGUGCUGGUGGCUUCACCGCCAACAGCGGUGCCGGAGCCGAAACAACCAAAGAGGUGGAACGUUUAUCGCGUUUCUCUCCAUCGCCGCUUUCUAUCAAGCAAUUUCUGGAUUUCGGUUCAACAAAUGCAUGUGAGAAAACCUCAUUCUCAUUUCUUCGGCAUGAGCUUCCAGUUCGGCUAGCAAAUAUUUUGAAAGAAAUUGAUCUGCUUCCUAGUCUAUUAUUGGGUACAACUUCAGUACAGUUAGUAAAGGAUUGGUAUAUUCAAAGCCUACUAGAACUAGUGGAAUUUCAAGAUAAAAAAUCGGAUGACCACAAAGUUCUUUCAGAUUUCAUAGAUGCCAUUACUAGGAUCCGAAACAGACAUCACAGUGUAAUGCCCAUGAUGGCACAAGGGGUAUUAGAAUACAGAGAUUCAUCUAAAAUGGAUACAUGCAUCAAUCACAGUAUUCAGUACUUCUUGGAUCGAUUUUACAUGAACCGGAUAUCUAUUCGAAUGUUAAUCAACCAGCACACAUUUAUAUUCGAUAGCAGUAAUGUGUGUAACCCGCGGCAUAUUGGAUGCAUUGAUCCUUGCUGUGAUGUUGUGGAUCUAGUGUAUGAUGCUUUCCAGAGUUCCCAGAUGCUUUGUGAUCAACACUAUUUUGCUUCUCCAGAAUUAAAGCUUACUCAAAUAAAUGCAAAAGCAGCUGGAGAGUCUAUUUACAUAGUAUAUGUACCUUCUCAUCUCUUUCAUAUGAUGUUUGAACUUUUCAAGAAUGCAAUGAGAGCAACAGUUGAACAUCAGGAAAAAAAACCUUCCCUUGAUCCAAUUGAGGUGACUGUUGUACUUGGAAAAGAAGACCUAACCAUUAAGAUUUCUGACAGAGGUGGUGGUGUUCCAGUGAGGAUAAUUGAAAGACUCUUCAGCUAUACAUAUUCUACCGCGCCAAAGCCUGUGAUGGAUAACAAAAGUACUCCUAUGGCUGGAUUUGGUUAUGGAUUACCGAUUUCUCGUCUUUAUGCUAAAUACUUUCAUGGAGAUCUCAAUCUGUACUCUAUUUCGGGGUAUGGAACAGAAGCUGUUAUCCACUUAAAGGCACUUUCUGCAGAAUCGGUAGAGAAACUUCCUGUUUUCAACAAAUCUGCAUGUAAACGUUAUCAGACCUCUAUAGAAGCAGAUGACUGGUGUGUUCCUAGGCAAAAAACAAAUUUGUCAACAUAGAAUUUUAUUGUGUGAGGAGUAUAUUUGUCCAACACAUUGAGAUGGGAUCAAAUCACAGUUUCAGAAGGAAAUAAUGAAGUAAAUUACUUGAAGUCACUACUGACUACUGUUCAAUACAAAGACUUAAAUGAGAUGAAAGAAAUUAUAUUGAAUGGAUGCUAUAUGCUCUGUUUGUGUAAUGUGAACUAUUAGGAGAAUCAAAGGCAUAGAUUCAAUAUGGAAUAUUGGUGGUCUUGAAGUUUAGAUUAACACUCCAAAAUUUUAAUGUUUUCAGAUUCCUAUAUUUUGCUAUGUUCAAAAGCAUUGUUUUGUAUGAAUAUCAACACAAAAUAAUAAUUUUCUUCUUAUCACACUUACAUGUCACACUUAUAGUCUGUGAGAAAGUCUAGCUAAAACGUGUUUAUUACUUAGCACAAUCUUAUGAAGAACUGACAUAUGAUAGUGAAUUCCAAAUAGUUAAUUUUACUUGAAUUUCCACAAAUUGCUAUAUGUGUGCACAGUAUCUUUCAGUUAUUUUUCCAAAUAUUGGAUUUGGACAGCAAUGGGAAAUAAUCUGAAAAUAUUAAACUGGUACCACUAUAGAUUAUCCUGCCUUUUCUUUUUAAGGCAGAAUUGCUAAAGAGCUAAUACAUUUUUAGGGAAUUAUUGUGACAAUUUUAGAUCUAUUGUUAUUUAUGGCAGUUUUAUCAGUGCUGUAUUUUCUAAUGUCCACUUUUUCAUGGAUUCCAAAUUCAUGUGAGUAAGUAAUCCCAUCCAUAUGAAGCUAUUGUGCAGUUGGUACAGUGCGACAACAAAGGCUUAGUAGUUAACAUUGACAAAAUAUUGAAUGUUUUCUGCAGAAAAUAUAGUGCACACUUGAAAAAUACUGACUGUUAUGUUAAAUAUUAUUAGAGCUGAAUCAUGAAAAAAAAAUCUAAUUGUUAUUCUACUAGCAAGUUCAUAUUCAGUAGAGUGCAUUAAAGAUACUCCUGAUUCAUGGACUGCUUGAGUACCACAUUCUGGUGGAUAUCACAAGUGGUAUCAAGGUAAUAGCAUUAAAUUUUGCUAAUCCAAAAUUGUGGUUGUUACGAUAAUUUGUUAUUAUGAUACCCUUGUGUACUUUGACCAAUAUAGUACAUAACAUAAAGAGUUGCUUUGCUAAUAUUGCUGCUGAUCUGCUCCACAAUCUUUACAGAGAACCUGGAAUAGGGAAUCGGCCAGAGUCUUACACAUAAUUGUGCCUAUGCGCAAUAUUCCCUAUGACACAUGGAUGAGGGAACUGAAAAUGGUCAAGCAAUCUGGCAUG